Guillardia theta CCMP2712 is the source of this 1284-nucleotide messenger RNA. RefSeq lists its product as hypothetical. Bases 1 to 1284 code for a protein of 427 amino acids. Gene Ontology annotation, biological process: positive regulation of transcription by RNA polymerase II; double-strand break repair via homologous recombination; negative regulation of fatty acid biosynthetic process. Gene Ontology annotation, cellular component: BRCA1-A complex; plasma membrane; BRCA1-BARD1 complex. The record is from RefSeq and is a predicted model, not a curated record. NCBI's taxonomy places the organism in Eukaryota, Cryptophyceae, Pyrenomonadales, Geminigeraceae. Gene Ontology annotation, molecular function: ubiquitin-protein transferase activity. The transcript is spliced from 8 exons.
AUGGACUCGAUUUCCAACAACAGGGAACUUCGCAAUGCUGUUGAGGAGCUGAUUCAAGAAACGAAGUGCCCCAUAUGUUUGGAUUUCUUGAUUGAUCCCAGGACUGCACCCUGUCAGCAUAACUUUUGCGAAGAGUGCAUCUGUGAGUAUAUCAAAGACAACCAUAGCGAGUGUCCAUCUUGCAGAACCCCCGGCACAAACCGUCGAACGUUGGCGAAGAACAAUACGCUGAAAACGGUGACAGGAAUCACGAAGAAGUUGGCCAUUGCACUUGGUAUGAUCAGUCCAGAAACCGAAACACCCAGAGAAGCAUUGUGGAAGGCCAGAUCGGUCGCCGGGAAGCGGAAAAAACGAGGCAGGCCCCGUCAGCACGCAAAACAAACUGUGGAGGAUGUUGCAAAUGUAGAUGAAGGGGUUAACAACAAUGGGCUUGAGAAGGAACAUUACCAUGCGGCAAUGCUGGAUGUAGAUGAAAGCAACAAUGAGGUCAAUGGCUCUUACUAUGACAUUGAUUUCGGGCCUUCCCUGGAGAUUCCGAUAGAGUUUCAUGAAGAAAAUGAUGUAACGGGACUGAGCAGUGCUGUCUCAGAGAAAGUCGGACAACACCAGGAAGUUGUACAGUUGAAUGCGGAGACAAUGGAUGCCAUCCUUAUUUCUAAAGCUUCGUCCGAUCAAAGCUCCCGGAUGGAGAAGAAUUUCCGUGGCAAUGGUCGAGUAGAGGCGAUGGAACUUCGAUGUAUUGUGCACGUUCUUGGUGGAUCAUGCAAGGAAGACGUAGAUUCGUUUUGUUAUGCAAUGCUGUGUGGUGUGGAACUCGUGAGUCCCGUAUGGCUUCGUCGAUGUCAAAAGGCAAAAGCAUGGUUAAAUCCAAAUGACAGCGAAAUCGUUCGAGGAUGUACUGUUGGAAAGAGGAAGCACUUUGGACCCCUCAAGCGUUCGGAAAUCCUUUCAUUGAUGAUGCAUUCUAGUGUCGACAUCUUUGCUCCGGCUAAGCUUGGAGGAAAAAGAUUUUGUCUCCUUGACAAGUCGAGAAUGAAGAACCCAGAUGGAAGUAGUUUGAGCAAACUACUCAGGUUGGCGGGUGGGGAGGAGGUCAGCGAGCCUUCAACAGCUGAGGAAGCCAAAAGCUUGAUUGUGCUGGUGAAUUCGGAGACUUGCUGUGAUUCUGCAUUGAAUAGAAUGCGAAGAUUGAGAGCUCAACUCAUCAAGUAUGGCUUUGUGAUGGAUAGCAUUAGCAUGUUCGAGGUGGCGGAGGAUUACAUGCAAACCUAUCUGUUGGCAUGA